AGCCAUGCGGAACCAAUAGCGGGAAGGGGCGGGGGGAGAGACGGGGAAGCCCUGGGCUGCUAGCGCGCAGGCGCACUGGCUGGCACCUGGCUCCCCCGCAGCCGCGGAAUAAGCAAUCGUCUGCCAGGACUGCGAGACGAGGAUGGUCGGAGUGGCAAUGGGGCUGAGGCACCACCUGCAGCCAUGGGGCUAGACUGGCCCCCAGCCUGGCUGUUGGGCCUGCCCACAGCCGUGGUGUAUGGCUCCUUGGCUUUCUUCACCACCAUUCUGCAUAAUGUGUUUCUGCUGUACUACGUGGACACCUUUGUCUCGGUGUAUAAGAUCAACAAAGUGUCCUUCUGGGUUGGAGAGACUGUAUUUCUCCUCUGGAAUAGCUUCAAUGACCCCCUCUUCGGUUGGCUCAGUGACCGCCGGUUCCUCAGCUCCCAGCCCCGGUCAGGAGCAGGGCUCUCCUCCAGAGAUGUGGUGCUGACCCGGGUGCGGGCUCUGGGUUGGCACGGGCCACUGCUGGCACUGUCCUUCCUGGCAUUCUGGGUGCCCUGGGCCCCUGCUGGCUUACAGUUCUUACUGUGCCUGUGCCUUUAUGAUGGCUUCCUGACACUCGUGGACCUCCACCAUCAUGCCUUGCUGGCCGACCUGGCGCUCUCGGCCCAUGACCGCACCCACCUCAACUUUUACUGCUCCCUCUUCAGUGCAGCUGGCGCCAUGUCUGUCUUUGCCUCCUACGCCUUUUGGAACAAGGAGGACUUCUCCUCCUUCCGUGCCUUCUGUGUGGUACUAGCUGCUGGCUCUGGGCUGGGCUUUUUGGGGGCCACACAAUUGUUGAAGCGGCGGAUUGAGGCGACCAGAAAGGACAGGGGUUGCCCGGGCCUGGUCAUGGAUGGUGGCGUGUGUGAAGAGGAGCCGCUGGUGGGUGGUGAGGAAGCAGGCAGCAUUACCUUGGGUCAGUAUCUCCGGCAACUGGCACACCACCAAAACUUCCUGUGGUUCGUGGGCAUGGACCUGGUACAGGUGUUUCACUGCCACUUCAACAGUAACUUCUUCCCCCUCUUCCUGGAGCACUUGCUGUCGGACCACAUCUCUCUCUCCACUGGCUCCUUCCUGUUGGCAACCGUGUCUUCACCGAGGGUACCUGUAAGCUGCUGACCCUCGUGGUCACUGACCUGGUGGAUGAGGACCUGGUGCUGAACCAUCGGAAGCAGGCAGCCUCGGCGCUUCUCUUUGGCAUGGUCGCCCUGGUAACCAAACCCGGCCAGACCUUUGCCCCACUGCUGGGCACCUGGCUGCUCUGCUUCUACACAGGUGAGGCUUGUGGUGCACAGCUUGCUUGUACCAGCUCUGGGUCUAGUGACGGGGACAGAAGGCUGUGCCUAGGCUUGUGCUGCCUUGGGAUGCUAAGCCUUGCUGGCCCACCCCUUCGUUUUUUCCUAAGUGAAACGAUUCAUUCAACAAAUCAGCGUAGACCUGUGUAGGCUGGGCCCUGUGGUGUAAGGGAAGUGACGUGGUAAGGCUUAUGAAAUCUUAGCUGUCUUGGAGCUUAGAUUCUAGAUGGGCGUUGGUGGUGCACACCUUGAAUCCUAGCAUUCAGAAGGCAGAGGCAGACAGAUCUGUGAGUCUGAGGCCAGCCUGGUACAGAGUGAAUUCCAGUAUAGCCAGGGCUACAUAGAGAAACCCUGUCUUAGGAGAAUUUUUAGACAGGGGGAGGGGUAGAUAGGGCGACAUAUGGAAGCUGUUUGGAGAAUCAGAGACUGGGACGAGAUGUGUCUGAUCGGUGUUUAGAAGAAGUAUUAUUUGCUCAGGCUGCCCUGAGCAGUGCGUACAAAUCAGUGUGGUCAGUAGCUUGGAGAUGUUAGGGACACUGUGACAGAGGCUGUGGAAGCUUAGACUAGGGAGGGGGCAGGUGGGUGCAUUGGGAACUGAGGUGACACAUAAGCAUGGGUGUCAGGACGUGACAGCUGAGGACUGAGAGACAUGAGAUGUGGUGGUGUCUCUCUGAGAGAGGAAGGAGGUGAGAAAAGGGUUCGAGGCCAGCCUGGUCUACAGAGUAAGUCCCAGGCCAGCCAGGGUUACACAGAGAAACCCUGUCUCAAAAAGCAAAUGAGACUGGAGAGAUGGCUCAGUAGUUAAGAGCCCUGGCUGCUCUUCCAGAGGUCCUGAGUUCAAUUCCCAGAGCCCACAUGGUGGCUCACAACUGUUGGUAACUCCAGUUCCAGGGGACCUGACAACCUCAAUCCUAUGCACAUAAAAUUAAAGAUUAAAGGAGAGAGAGAGAAAAAGCAAACCAAACAAACAUAAAAAGGGAUGUUCUAGGAGUUGGCGAGAUGGAAGAGACCUGUAAUUCUGACUCUAGGAGACGGAGGCAGGAGAAUGAGGAGCUCAAGGUUACCCUCAGCCACACAGCGACUGAGAACAACCUAGGGUUCAUGGUGCUGUCUCGGCAAACGUGCUGGGAUGUAGCGCAGCUGGAAGAGCACUUGCCAAGUGUGUAUGAAGCCGUGAGUUUAGCUCUGGAACCAUGCAACUAGCUGUGGUGAUGGACACCUGCAAUCCCAGCACUCAGGAAGUGGAGGCAGCAGAUCAGACGGCUGAUGUCAUCCUUGAGUACAUAAGGAGUUUAGAGCUAAUUUGAACUAUGUACCCUGACAGGAGGAAGAGGAGCAGGAAGGAGGGGAAGCAGCAGCAGCAGCAGCAGCAGCAGCAGCAGCAGCCAGAUGUGGUGGUACAUGCCUUUAAUUCCAGAACUUGGGAGGCAGAGUCAGGAAGGGAAUUCUGUGAAUUUGAGGCCAAUUUGGUCUAUAUAGUAAGUUCCAGGACAGCCAGGAUUACUAGAGAGACUCUGUCUCAAAAAAAUGUUUUUCAGGGUUGGGGAUUUAGCUCAGUGGUAGAGCGCUUGCCUAGGAAGCGCAAGGCCCUGGGUUUGGUCCCCAGCUCCGAAAAAAAAGAACCAAAAAAAAAAAUGUUUUUCAAUAAAAUGUAGACGAUAGAUUUGUGGUUAGGAAUUGUGGCAUUUACUUAUGACAGCUACUCGUUAAGCCAACAGUGACAGUUCAAAAAGAAGUUUUUUUGUUUUGUUUUUGUAUUUUGAGACAGGGUUUCUGUGUAUAGACCUGGCUGUCCUGGAACUCGCUCUGUAGACCAGGCUGGCCUCAAACUCAUAGAGAUCCACCUGCCUCUGCCUCCUGAGUGCUGGCGUGCACCACCAUACCUGGCCUGUCUUAAAUUUUAGUUGUUUAGGAUACCUGUACUGGUUGGGGUGUCCUUCUUGGGGCGUUGGAGGCUGCUGGGCUGACUCUGC
Molecule: messenger RNA, 3295 nt
Organism: Rattus norvegicus (Norway rat)
Lineage: Eukaryota; Metazoa; Chordata; Mammalia; Rodentia; Muridae
Source: RefSeq, a predicted model, not a curated record